Moesziomyces antarcticus is the source of this 882-nucleotide messenger RNA. RefSeq names its product GPR1 family protein. The transcript has 4 exons. NCBI's taxonomy places the organism in Eukaryota, Fungi, Basidiomycota, Ustilaginomycetes, Ustilaginales, Ustilaginaceae. Gene Ontology annotation, molecular function: acetate transmembrane transporter activity. The record is from RefSeq and is a predicted model, not a curated record. Gene Ontology annotation, cellular component: plasma membrane. Bases 1 to 882 code for a protein of 293 amino acids.
AUGUCGCAGGUUGACACCGCCAACGGUCACCAGAUGACCGCCGCUGCUGCGCCGACCAACGGCACGGCAUCCACCGUCUCGAACGGCGCCCACGCCAAUGGUUACACCAACGGCAACGGCAACGGACACUCGUUUGAGGAAAAGGCGUACCCGCACCAGGCACCUCAGUACAACGGCGGCGGAACCCACGCCGGCCUCAGCCGAACCCUCACCCCGGGCGGUCACUAUGCUGACGACGACCUGAUCGCCAUCGCAAACGCGCACCGCAAGAUUGCCAACCCCCUUCCCCUCGGAGUAUUCGGAUUCUCGACGACGACGCUGCUGUUGUCGCUGUUCAACGUGCAGGUGGCGGGUAUCGAGGUGCCGAACGCUGUGCUCGGAUACGCCAUCUCGUACGGCGGCCUUGCGCAGUUCCUUGCCGGUCUGUGGGAGUUUGCUAGCGGCAACACGUUUGGUGCCACGGUCUUCUGCUCGUUCGGCAUGUUCUGGUGGGGCUACUCGGUGAUUCUCAUUCCGUUCUUCGGCUUCGUGGGCACGUACAACGGCCAGCCGGGCAUCUACUCCAAGGGCUCGCCCUACGCCUCGGAGGAAGCGGCGGCUGUAGGCCUGUACCUCUGGAUCUGGUUCGGUAUCACCACCAUCUACCUCAUCGCCUCGCUGCGUGGAUCGGGAGCACUGUUCCUGCUCAUCUUCCUGCUGUGGGUGACGUUCAUCAUGCUCGGAUGCUUCUACUACACGGGCAACUCGGCAUUCCAGACCGCCGGUGGCGCGUUUGGCAUCGCGACCGGAUUCUCGGGCUACUACCUCGGCAUCGCGUCGUUCCUCACGCCCUACAACUCGUUCUUCACGCUCCCCGUCAUUCCCUUCAACAAGAAGGAGUAA